Molecule: messenger RNA, 580 nt
Organism: Uranotaenia lowii
Lineage: Eukaryota; Metazoa; Arthropoda; Insecta; Diptera; Culicidae
Exons: 4
Coding region: 9-548 (179 amino acids)
Source: RefSeq, a predicted model, not a curated record
GGACCAACAUGAAUUAUUGUACCUGUGUAUUUAUCAUCGUGUUCGGAAUAAUUUUUCCAAAUGUAUCAGCAAAGUCCGUUAAAUUUUAUAACAUGUCCUACGAAUUCAAUCCUGAAUACUCCAUUGGAUCACUUCAAGUUAGCAUCGAUGAUACUAAUUAUGGUGUAGGACUAAGUUCGGAAGUGUUGAAACGAAUUGAUGGAAAAUUUUGGGUAACCGGUGUUUUAAGUAGAAAAGUUAAAAAUGAAUACAUAAGUAUGGCUAACGUCCAUAUGGACACGUGUGAAACCGACCCGACCGAGUCAGAUAAUCCAAUCGUCAAAUUUGUUUCGAUGGAAGCGAAAAAGUUUGUGUCCUUCGGACUGAAGUGUCCCUACGAACCGGGACACUAUGCCGUCAAUAAUUUCAACUUUGAAGAUAAGAGAGCUAUGGUUAAGCUGAUACCAUCGGGGAGCUAUCGGAUGAGCAUGUCCUCCGAGCAUCAGCCUGCCGGAAGUGCCGUUAUGCAUAAAGUGAUGAGCUUUUCAUUUAACGUCGAUGUCGAAUAGAAAGGUAUUCGAUAUAGUUGUGCCGCCGUAUC